Molecule: messenger RNA, 1528 nt
Organism: Carassius auratus (goldfish)
Lineage: Eukaryota; Metazoa; Chordata; Actinopteri; Cypriniformes; Cyprinidae
Product: complex I assembly factor TIMMDC1, mitochondrial-like
Exons: 10
Coding region: 46-972 (308 amino acids)
Biological process (GO): mitochondrial respiratory chain complex I assembly
Cellular component (GO): mitochondrion
Source: RefSeq, a predicted model, not a curated record
CGCAAAAGGACCAUUGUUUAAGGAAGUGAACAUGUUGACAUUGUAAUGGUUGCUGAAGAAGCAUUGAAUGAAAGCAGCUUGUUGAUGUGUACUGCAGGCGGGCAGGGGUCUUCACUCACAUGUGGGGGGACAGAUGCACAUGGACUUGACGGCUCACAUUUGAGUCUUCCUAAUGUCCAAGCGUCUGAUACCUCCACAAAGACCUUACCACAGCACUUAGGUAAACCAGAGUUCCCCGACACAGGAUGGAAUCGUAUCAAAGAUCUUUUCUACAGGGGUGAGGGUCAGAUGUACUCAGAGGAGUUAAGGAACAUAGUAAAGAGUGGCAUUGCUGCAGCCAUGGUUGGGAUGGUCUACGGAGGCCUGCCAGGAGCAAGACAUGCCCGUGAGAGAUUCAUCCAGCUCAGCCAGGCUGAAAUUUACCUAAACAGAGUGGAUGCAGUGCGCUCAGCCCAUAAUGCAGCUAUUCGUGGGUUUGUGCGCUUUGGCUGGAGGUGGAGUUGGAGGGUAGCAGCUUUUGUGACCAUGUUUAACACUGUAAGUACUGGAUUGACAGUGUACAGAGACAAAAGUGCUCUGAGCCAUUUCGCUGUUGCAGGUGCUCUCACAGGAGGAGUGUUCCGGCUGAAUCUGGGACUUCGAGGGUUGCUGGCUGGUACAGCCAUAGGAGCUGUUCUGGGGCUGCCGGCUGGAGUUGUAAUCAUUGGUCUGCAGAAGCUGGGGGGCGAGACCAUGCAUGACAAGAGACAACGGCAAAGACGAGAGCUACAUGAGCUGAGAGUCGCAGAAUGGAAUGCUCGUCUCAAGCUUACAGAUGAUCUUAUUGGAGAAAUGAAGUGUGAGAAACAUCAGGACACCGAUGAUGACGUUCAACGAAUAGAGAAGCUGCUCAAUCAAGCUAGGAAUGAGAAAGUAGUGGUAAGUUGUUCGCUGGCAUGGAAGCUUCAAAACUCCUCGUGCGAAGACCGAUGAGGUAAAGACGUGUGUGAUUCAACUGCGCAAUGACAAGAACAACAAACUGGUUUCAGGAGUGGCCAUUCAAUGGAGACUGCGCUAUUGUCAGUCACAGAGGCCUUGUGGAUUGCAAAAGCUGAUUUCAAAUCAUUAAUUCUUAUUCUGCUGGAUCUGUCUGCUGCAUUUCACACUUUUCAAAAGAGAACCUCUCUUUAUCUCCUUGCACUGGCUUCCGGUUGUGGGUCACAUCAAUUUCAGCAACCCUCUACUUCCACUCACUACUAUGAACCUACAUCCCCUCCAGAAGUCUGAGAUCCGCUAGUGAGCGAUGCCUUGUGGUACCAUCACAGAGAGGCUCAAAAUCUCUUUCCAGAACAUUCUCCUUCACCAUUCCUGGCUGGUGGAAUGAUCUUCCCAACCCUAUCCGGAAAGCUGGAUUCCUGACUAAUUUACCGCUGAAAACUCUCUUUCAACACUACUUGACUUCAUCCUAACUUAAAGAAGAAAAAAAUAAUUUGUCUUUCUCUUUAUUUUUGCCCUUUCUAGAUUGUACUUAUUUGAACAAUGCCUGAAA